Molecule: messenger RNA, 3085 nt
Organism: Sinocyclocheilus rhinocerous
Lineage: Eukaryota; Metazoa; Chordata; Actinopteri; Cypriniformes; Cyprinidae
Product: rho GTPase-activating protein 19-like
Exons: 11
Coding region: 28-1353 (441 amino acids)
Biological process (GO): regulation of small GTPase mediated signal transduction; signal transduction
Cellular component (GO): cytoplasm
Molecular function (GO): GTPase activator activity
Source: RefSeq, a predicted model, not a curated record
GCGGCGGAUUCAAACGGAAGAUGAAAGAUGGCCGCGGAGAAAGACACCGAUGUAAAUAAACGAGACCGAAGGGGCACGGUGUGCAAUGUGGUGAUCAGUCAGGAGUCGGAAACGCCCAUCAUCUUCAACCCUGACUUCUUCGUGGAGAAGCUGCGUCACGAGCGGCCCGAGGCCUUCACCGAGCUGGUGCUGAGUAACAUCACGCGGCUCAUCGACCUCCCGGGAGCCGAAUUCUCACAGCUACUAGACGAGGCGCCCAAGACGCCCAACGCCACUGCGGCCGGAGGCUUCUUCCGCUCGUUCAACUUCCUCAAACGCAAAGACAAAUGUGUUGUGUUCGGCAUGCCUCUCACGGAGGAAGGAAUAGCCCAGAUAUAUCAACUCAUUGUGUACCUCAGCAAAAAUCUGCAUGUGGAGGGUCUGUUUCGGGUUCCUGGGAACAGCCUGAGACAGCAGACGCUGAGAGAGCAGCUCAACAGCGGUGCAGACAUCGACUUCUCCUCCGGUGACUUCCAUCCCAACGAUGUGGCCACGCUCCUCAAGAGCUUCCUGGGGGAGCUGCCCGAGCCCCUGCUGACCCAGCGGCACCUGCACGCUCACCUGAAGAUCACAGAGCUGAGCCUGUUUGACGAUCACGGCAACAAGACGAGUCUGCCGGAUAAGGAGCGUCAGAUCGAGGCGCUGCAGCUGCUGCUGAUGCAGCUGCCCACCGCUAACCGAACCCUGCUGAAGCUGCUGCUGGACCUGCUCUACCACACCGCCAAACAGCAGGACAAGAACAAGAUGUCCGCGCACAACCUCGCGCUCAUGUUCGCCCCUCACGUCAUCUGGCCCAAGAACAUGAAUGCCAGUGACCUUCAGGAGAACCUGAAGAAACUGAACAGCAGCAUGGCGUUUCUCAUCAAACACUCCCAGAAGAUCUUUCGGGCUCCGGCGUAUCUGAGGGAACAUGCCAGACUUCAGUUCGUGAACACCAGACUGAUCCACUCCAAGGAUGAUCUGGAGCUGCUGUCGGUCGGUGGUUCUCCGUUCGCGUCGGCGUGUAAGAGGAGCGCAGCGCCAGUGGACAGUCACACAGAAGAGGCGCUCAGAGAGCUCUGUCGACACGUCACCGAUCACAUGCCAAACUCCGCCAAGAAGAAAAAACUCAUCCGACAGCUCGGCAAGCCGUCGAGUCCCAGCACUCCUGUGAGCGAGAGCACGACUCCGACCAGUAAAAGACACACGCGCUCGCGCUCCUUCGGCGGACUCAUCAAGAAGAAGGUUUUGGGGAGUCAGCCCGGCGCAGACAGGAGGGGGCGGCACGCGUCUCCUCCGGGGAAGGAGAACAUCAGCCGUGAUCCGGCGAGCUGAACAACAUCAGCGUGGCCUGUGUUUGUCUAUAUUGUGAAUUCUGCCCGAAUAGAAGUCUUCACUCCAGACGACCAGAGGAGAGAGUUUUUUAUUUUAAUUAUUUAUCUCUUUAUAUUCUGUGCUGUUUUAACAUACUACAUGUUGAGACUAAUUUUCAUUUAAUGUGAAUUUCUUUUAUUUUUUUAAUUCGCUGUAUGGUUUUAAACUGUUACAUCAGGUUUAAUGGGCAAACCACUUGUCAGUUACACUGGGCCUUUCAGCCUGACCCAUGAUAAGAUUGAUAAGCCGGUGUGUAUAUAUGUGUAAAUAUAUUUGUGUGUGGAAGCGUGUGCUGAUAUCUGGGCUGUACACAUCUCACAUUAAUCGCUCAAUUCAUGCUGUAAACAGAUUUUAAGGGAACGAUAGACAACAUUUACUCACAAAAGUGUAUUACUGUCAUUUAGAGAUCUGCGAGAAUAUAAACCGGUGUUUGUUUACAUAUAUAGAUAUUGUCUUAAUAACACUGUGAACGUUCAAAAUAUGGUAUUUUGUGACCAGAACAAGACAAAUGUGAUUUUUUUUUUUUUCAAAACUUGAUGUCGCUUUUCAGGCCCAAAUCAUCAGCCGACUAAAGUUUCUAUGUGAUUUAACCACUAAGUCAAAUAGGUUCAUGUAUUUUUGUAUAAAAAUUGAUUUCAGUGUACGAUGAUUUUGUGUGUUCAUAUUGAGAAGUGCACAAAGCAGCCGCACUGUCAGGUUUUAUUUGGAAGGGUUUUGGGUGCGUGUCAAGGGUCUCGGCGAGGUGUUUCGGAGGUUUUCGUGUGUUACAGGUGCGAUGGAUGAAGGUGCAGAGGUUGGGAUGUAAGUGCUUGUGUGAACUUGAGUUGGGUAUUAAAGGAUGUUGUGAAAGGAAGCGCUGUUAAUGCUGGUUUGGCUUUGAUCCUGAACGUCUCUGUCUUAUUCCUCAAAGCAGAGUGUGUUUUUCAUGUUCCUGGAGGCCGCUGUGAUGUCACUUCCUUUCAUUGUCUUCAUAUAUAUAUAUAUAUAUAUAUAUAUCUCUUUCAGAUGUGUUCGGUCACAAGUGCUCUCCAAAUGCACAUCCCCUCGACUGAUGAAUUGCUUUUCCCUUUUUUCUCCCGUUUUAAUGCCUUGACUCAAAUGUAGCCUUUGUAAAUCUAUAUUUUAAGCCUGCAAUGUUGAAAAAGGGGUGGGUGGUUAACUUGUUUAAAAACUGGAAGUAUUAAAUAAAGCGUCUUUCACCCCAGUAAAUAAGCAUGCGAGCUUUCAAGUGUAAAAUGGCAUGUUCAUGGUGGACUUUGCAAUACACAAAUUCAAAUACGUUUUCAGAAUAAUCAGCAAUUGCUGAAGCGUUUAAGCUAAGAAGAAGAGAGAAAUUCCUAAAGUUUUUCAGGUUUAGAUAUGGGUGCUAUCUGCAAACGUGUAAUUAGCACUGUGCAGUUAUUAAUUGGGAUGUUUUAUGUAAUUGUGUGUGUGUACAGGUGUGUGUGUGGAGAUUGGGGAUGCUGUUAUCUGUUGGAAAAGAUGUGAUGUAACAAAUUGGGGAAAUCAUUGAUUUUGUUUUCAAAUUAAACGUGUUCUAUUUUCCUUUUUUACGUUACAGUAAUCAGAACUGGAGGUGUUUUUUUUUUUAUUUUUUUUUUACAUUUUGUAUUUGAUCUGUGAAACAUUUGUAUUUGAUCUGCUUUAGUACAACGAGCGCUUCUGCGUAUUUCAUUUUUUUAUUAAAUCUUUU